AACAGUGCCAGAUUCAGUCAAAUAGUUAGCCCAAAAAUCAAAUCUUUCUCCCUCUUCAUUCUCUCUCUCUCUCUCUCUCUCAAACGCUCGUUGCCUCGUUUGUAUCCCUCCCCCUUAAUUACACUCUCCCCCUGCCCAUCUCCGCAACGACUUGCUCAUCGCCACCUACUAAAUCUGCAUCCAACCCGCCGGACCACUUCGCCGGCAGCUGCUGCUCUCGGCGAUUGUUCCGUCCGAAGCUGACGACCGGGCUGUUGAAGUGCUGCCGAGGCUUGAAUGCGCCGAUCUGCUGGCGGUUGUGUGGACCCCAGCUUGAGGAGCUAAGAGCAAUAGGGAUAUAAUUAUAGGGUUCCAUGUUCUUAUACAGGAAGUAAGUUAAGACUGAGGAUGCCAUCUAUGAGAUAAGGAGUGGAUAGAAAUGGUUUUGCAUCCUAAAUACUUGAGCAGAUGGCAGAGACACGAGAUGGUACAGGGUCCUCAGAGCCAGGACCUUCUAGUGUUGCAUGGUGGCCUUCAGAUUUUGGCGAAAAAUUCGGAUCCCUUUCUCUUGGUUCUCGAGAAGAAACUCAAAAUGCCACAGAAUCACCCAGAGAUGCAGAGCAUGAUGUUUUAUCAUCACAAACAGCGUCGCAAAUACUCUGGAGUACUGGAAUGCUUUCCAAACCUAUCCCUGAUGGAUUCUAUUCCGUUAUUCCGGAGAAAAGGCUCAAAGACCUUUUCAGUAAUAUUCCCACGCUAGAAGAGCUUCAUGCACUUGGGGCAGAAGGUGCCAGAGCUGAUAUCAUUCUGGUGGACACUAAAAAAGACAAAAAGUUAUGGAUGCUGAAGCAGUGGACUCUAUCUCUGGUUAAAGGAAUGAACUCAAAUCCUGCUGCAGUGAUAAAAAGGAUAGCUGGAUUGGUUUCUGACGUUUACAAAAGGUCAAAUUCCGAGAGUCCAGCAAGAGCUGUGGCAGAGGAAACAUUCCACAUGUUUGAGAAUCGAGUGGUGCAAAUGCUGGGGCAGAUAAAGCAUGGAUCAUGUCGUCCUAGAGCUAUAUUAUUCAAAGUUCUUGCAGAUACAGUAGGUCUUGAGAGUAGGCUCAUGGUGGGUUUACCUAAUGAUGUGGGUGUUGAAUUUGUAGACUCGUAUAAGCAUUUGUCUGUGAUAGUUGUGUUAAAUUCUGUGGAACUCGUGGUUGAUCUAAUGCGGUUUCCGGGCCAACUAAUACCACGGUCAACAAAGGCCAUUUUUAUGACUCAUAUAUCUGCAGCUGGGGAAAGUGAUUCCGCAGAGAAUGACUCCUGUGAUUCACCCCUCGAACCAAACAGUCCUAUGUAUGGGUACUCUGAGAGAAUAGACCCUGAAAGUGCUGAGAAAGAUGAGAGCCCUCGAUUUCGCAAGAGAUUUGAAGCUUCCUCUAAUGUAGCUAGUCCUUCCUCAAGAAAUGUGAUGUUGAGAAGUGCAUCUGUAGACCGAAAACUGAGCGGUUUGUGUCAGAGUGAACCCAAUGUUGCAACAGCAUUUUGGAGGCGCAGUCGGAGAAAGGUUGUAUCGGAGCAGCGGACAGCUAGUUCCAGUCCAGAGCAUCCUUCAUUUCAAGGACGUGGACUCUCCAUAUUAAGUGGUGACAGAAAAUCAAUUGUGGAUUUUGCUGAUCCCUUAUCAGCAUCUAGAUCAGAUGGUACACCUACCCCAGAAGCACGUAGGAUAAGAAGAAGAAGCAUCAGCAUUACUCCAGAAAUUGGUGAUGAUAUAGUAAGGGCUGUGCGAGCGAUGAAUGAAACCCUCAAACAGAGUCGACCGCUGACAGCUCAAGGAGAUGAUAGAUCAUUUGCUUAUACUUCACACAACAGAAACAAUAAAGAGCUUCAGCAGAAUGUAUCAAAUUUCCCUUUUGAUGUUCAUGAAGAGUUAUCUGGUGGAAUGUCUCCCUCAUUUGGCAGGGAGCACGUAAGUUCACAAAAGGCAAUAUCAUUGCCCACAUCUCCUCAUCAAUUUGCCAGUCAAACACCUGAAAGGAGUGGACCUGCUAACUAUGCGCAAAAUGAUGAAUCGGUUUCAACACGGAAUAAAGUUCUCGAAUCACCAUUGUUCCAUAACAAACCCUUAUUGCCUUAUGAAGAAUGGAACAUUGACUUCUCAGAAUUAACAGUUGGAACUCGCGUGGGCGUUGGAUUCUACGGAGAGGUAUUCCGUGGCGUUUGGAAUGGAACAGAAGUUGCAAUUAAAGUUUUCCUGGAGCAGGAUUUGACUGCUGAAAACAUGGAAGACUUCUGCAAUGAGAUAUCGAUACUAAGCCGCCUCCGACAUCCAAAUGUUAUUUUAUUCUUGGGUGCAUGCACAAAGCCCCCUAGGUUGUCAAUGAUCACCGAAUACAUGGAGAUGGGAUCCCUGUACUUUUUGAUUCAUUCGAGCGGUCAGAAAAAGAAGCUUACUUGGAGGAGAAGACUGAAAAUGCUGCGUGAUAUUUGCAGGGGAUUGAUGUGCAUUCAUCGGAUGAAAAUAGUUCAUCGGGACCUAAAAUCUGCGAAUUGCCUCGUAAAUAACCAAAAAACUGUCAAGAUCUGCGAUUUUGGACUGUCGAGGAUAAUGACAGACUCACCCAUGAGAGACUCCUCUUCCGCUGGAACACCAGAGUGGAUGGCCCCCGAACUAAUACGCAACGAACCCUUCACGGAGAAAUGUGAUAUUUUCAGCCUCGGAGUUAUAAUAUGGGAGCUCUGCACUUUACGUAGACCUUGGGAUGGCGUGCCACCGGAAAGGGUAGUUUAUUCGGUGGCAAACGAAGGGUCCAGGCUCGAGAUUCCUGGAGGUCCACUGGGAAGUCUAAUAGCAGAUUGCUGGGCAGAACCAAACGAACGGCCGACCUGCGAGGAAGUAUUCUCCCGCUUGCUCGACUGUGAAUGUUCGCUCUGCUAGUGACAUCCCUCUUUACUUCCUCCUUUUGCCCUUGUGUAUAGAAGACACGGUAGAGUUUUCUCACAGCGCAACUUUUCCUCUCCGGCUCAAAACUGUACUACCUUUGGAUUAUGGAUUUUUGCAAAAUGAGGCGGCUUAUCGGAUUUCUCAUAUUCUCUCCUGAGUGCUCGCUUUUUUUCCUGUGAAAUCGCGUCAAGUUUAACGUGCUAGCCACGGUAUUGAAGGGGUAUAAAACACACUCCGCUUUCUAUGGUAUUUGUUGUGUGUUUUCCCCACUUCGAAUCUCAACAGGUUCAAGCUCUGACUGAAUUGUUAUCUCUCCA
Molecule: messenger RNA, 3224 nt
Organism: Punica granatum (pomegranate)
Lineage: Eukaryota; Viridiplantae; Streptophyta; Magnoliopsida; Myrtales; Lythraceae
Source: RefSeq, a predicted model, not a curated record